Melampsora larici-populina 98AG31 is the source of this 480-nucleotide messenger RNA. RefSeq lists its product as uncharacterized. Gene Ontology annotation, biological process: thiamine biosynthetic process. The transcript is spliced from 2 exons. Bases 1 to 480 code for a protein of 159 amino acids. The record is from RefSeq and is a predicted model, not a curated record. Gene Ontology annotation, molecular function: hydroxyethylthiazole kinase activity; magnesium ion binding; ATP binding. Lineage: Eukaryota; Fungi; Basidiomycota; Pucciniomycetes; Pucciniales; Melampsoraceae.
AUGUCAUCUGACCAACCUCAAAUAGAAGCUCGACGACUUCGGCAAACGCUCGAUAAGCAUAACAUAGCACUUGAAUCUUUUUCAAGUCGUAAAUCAAAAUCUUCAAUUCUUUCAUCACAAGGAUCAGAAUCAUACUCUGAAUAUUUAUCAUCAGUGAUCUCAUUCAAAUGUUCACAUCAUUGUCGUCAACUUAUUCAUCAUAUCACCAAUACAGUCGUUCAAAACAAUUGCGCAAAUCUCACAUUAUCAUUGAGAAAUCUUACAUUAGCAUUAAGAUGUUCUCCAAUGAUGUCAUCAAGUAUAGAAGAAGUGGAAGAAUCAGUUCAAGCCAUCUUUUGUAUCGAUGAUCAUGAUGGAUCGUUUUGUUUGUUUGUUGGCAUUAUGCCACCUAUGCUAUGUUAUGCCAUACCAACCAUUGUUGCUGUCUGUGCAUCAGGCUUGUGCUCCAGCAGUUGCCUGCCUCUGCUGCAGACUGAGUAA